ACCCAAAAGCCCCAAAACCCAUCGAUCCCCUUUCGUCCUGCCCCAUCACCGAGCUCCGGCGGUCGGCUUGCCUGCCAUGGCCUCGCCGGCGCCGGCGCCAGCGCCGUCGAGCGCCAGCCGUCGGCGCGGAUCCCGACCGCCCUCACCGACGGCCUCCUCGGUGGGAUCCUCGCCUGCAUUCCCACCUCGAAAAAGGCGCCGGUCCUUGCGUCCGCCUCCCUUCCUCGGGUUGGCCUGCUACGACGGCUUCUACCCCGCCACGGAGCCCCACCCAUCCGCCAAGCGCGCCCUCGCCCUCGCUCGCAAGGCCGAUUUCGAGUACUUUUUCGUGCCGUGUGUGCCGGAGGAGGAAGCCUGGGGCUGGUUCCCCCUGGACGCCCGCGACGGCCGUGUCCUCAUCCAAUCCAAGUACUUCCCCGAUGACCUCGACGGCGGCGACUCCCCCCGCCCUCGCUUCAUGAACUACGCCGUGUGCGAUCCCCUGUUCAAGCGAUACGUGCUGCUCCCACCAAUACCUGACGACCUAACCGUCAAUGAGGGGAGCCUUCUUGAUUUUGGGCUCUGCCUUGCUCCCUCCCAAGAGGAUGAGGCGGAUACAUCAUUCAGGGUGAUAUGCGUGGUGCGGUACAAAACUAAGCUGGUCAUGUUCGUCUUCUCUUCUGUGACUAGGCAAUGGGGAAUCGCUACAUCUUCAGACUGGAGUUCUUUGGGCACAGAAGAGCCUCCUAACUGCUAUGGCCUGGAUUGCUUCGACUAUGUUGAUGGCUGCUUCUACUGGACAGUGCCUUCGCCGGACAAAAUUCUCGUGCUUCAUGCCCUCAAUAUGGAGUUAUCUGUUAUCAACUAUGCUCAUCGUGUGGAGGACAGCUUUCGGGCUUGCAUUGCAGUUGAUAGAGAAGGAACCCCUGGGAUGCUCACUGUUGGUGAAUACUUGGGGAAUCGGCAGUUUCGCUUCUCUCGCAUCGCGAAACAAAGUGGCCAUGAACAUGAAUCUCCCAAUGAACGCCUGUCGGAGAGUAUUAUACGUUUGCCCAGCUACCAUAAUGAGUACUUCACUUUAGGUGCAGCUGAGGGAUUUAUUUUCCUUCGAGGCAUUCCAGAAGAUGUGGAAUUUGAAGACUCUUUAUCACAGGAUCUUUACAUGGAAUUUGAAGAAGUAGAUUAUUAUUCGCUGAAUGUCAAGACUGCUGAAUUUGAGAUGGUCUGCGCGAUGGACAUGGACAAGUGUUACUAUAGUGUUUGCCCAUACUUCCGCUUUUCACCACCAUCGGCAAAAAAAUGUGUUUGAAGUGGUUACCGAGUCAUCCCAUGCUGAAAAUGUGGCUUCGGGCAACAGCAGUGAUGACCACCUUUUGUAAAGGAUCUUCUUUUGUGAAGUUGGAUUCUGUGUUGAGUAUGCAAGGACAGGAACUUGCUGUGAAGGCUCUUUGGUUGUGCUCCAACUUUUGUGAAGGCUUUCCUUUUGUCAAGUUGGACUUCCUACUGGUGGUGGUGGUACUGUUAACCACUUAACCCCUACUGUUAGUAAUUUAGCAUGAUGUUGAGAGUGAACAAGCCUCUCCUUUGGUGAAGUUAGACUUGCUGCUGGUGGUACAUUUGACACCUAGUGUUAGUAAUUUAGCAUGAUGUAUGUUGAGAGUGAACAGGCCUCUCCUUUUGUAAAGUGCACAUGCAUAUGCACCUCUGAACAAUUAUAGUAGGAGCUGAUAUUGGACUGCAUGCCUUGCAUAUGUUCCUCCGAACAAUAUAUAUGUACUGGUAGGCUGCAAUCAGCUGCGCGUUAAUGCUGAAUUACUGAAA
Molecule: messenger RNA, 1800 nt
Organism: Panicum virgatum (switchgrass)
Lineage: Eukaryota; Viridiplantae; Streptophyta; Magnoliopsida; Poales; Poaceae
Exons: 2
Coding region: 77-1288 (403 amino acids)
Source: RefSeq, a predicted model, not a curated record